UCUAUCUAGCUAUUUCUCUUUCAUCGUUGCUCACGUAUAACGGCGCUUUCAGCGCAGCACCGAGCCGUCAUCAGUGGAUCGAAAGCUCGCAGCAGACGCACAGUGGUUGGAAAAGAUAACACACAUGGCGGUUGCAUGUGGACUAAAAAUCGAAACGAAUUCUGUAAUGGCAGCGGCUGGUGUAGUUACAAACUGACGUGCUAUGCAUUGUGUUGGAUGUAGCGUGGACUGAUAGCAGCGGAGAGCAGGAAUUGUGACCAUGGAUCCGGCGGGAAUGGACGGGGAAGUCGCGGUUACUGUCUCGGGCGUCGCCCCGGUAACUCUCAUCGCGCAGAUCUCCGUAGCUCUGAUCGCCGUGGCUGUGACUGCUGUCUACAUACUGAAGAACCUACCGGACUCGGGGGAGAGCUCCAGGCCGGGAGGCACCGGCACAGGACCCGCGGGUAGGGAGUCACCGGGCGGGAAUGAGCGGCAAUGCAGGGUAACAUCAGAUGGGCACACGCUGGGGAGGAACAAUGGUGAUGAUGUUGACGGGGGAGCAAGUACGAGCAAACGGGAGCCGGAGGGUAAGGACAUGCCAGGAUCACGAGGAGAAUACCGUGAUAUCAUCUCCUGCGAUGAGUACAAGGAUCUGUGUGGCAGUCCACCGUCAGGAGAGAAACCAAGACCUGCAAGGAAAAAGGGGUCACUGUCGGGUCAGUCUAAAGAGUGGCCGACAUCACUCGAGAGUAUAGACGAGGAAGACGAAGAAGAGGAAGAAGGGAAUACAGAAGGAGGUAAAGAGAAGGAAGAUGAACCAAAAACACCCAAGCAGAGCCCUAAAAGAGGAUCUCGUGUCCCCAACUGGUAUUUCUCGAAAUCGUCAAGUGGUAUACCGUCCCUGCCACGGGAUAGGGACUUAGAUUCUCAGUUCAGUGAGCUGGCAACCCAGACACCUGAAAAGAGUCAGUGUGCAUCUGAAAGUGCCGUUUACACAUAUGAAGAUGUUAGCCAUGUGGAUGAGGCAAGAAAGAGAGCAAUCACUGGAUUUUCUGGUACGCCGAUUGGUGUGUUGCAGCGCAAACCGUGGCCAGCGUACCAAUCAGCGCGAGAACUGAACGAUGAAUAUUUAUACGAUGGGCAAACUUCCAGCCAAUCACUGGCUGCGGAAUUGGAUCACCCACAGGCUGCGCUUCUAAAUCUCUCGCUCGAAAACCACGAAAAGAGAAUGAGUGUUCCUGAUAUCCAGAUACACGAAUACGAUACAACUUGUGAAUAUUCAAAACAUGGGUGUGGCAGUGAUGAAAAUGAUUCUGCGCAGUGGGUUCAAACGCUCGCCUCCACGGUCCUCCUACCGGAGAAAUGCCAGGAAGAACUGAAGGCUGAAAUCGUACGAGUUGAUAUAGAUAAAGAUGACGGAGGUGAAAAUGGAGAAAUCCAUAUGGAGAAAUCACAAAUCACCGUCAGGGAAAGACCAAUACCCCGUCCACGCACAAACCUCACUGGUGUAAGUAAAAACAACCAGGAUGCCAUUUCUUCCCCUUCAACACCAGAAAGUGUGCCACCAUUUACAAGCACGCCACCACGUGACGAGGUUAUAAAAGCAAGACCGGACAUUGACCAGCCACCAGCGAAGGAGCGUGCCCCGCGCACAGGCGCCAAGCAACCCACGACAAAUGCCAACGAGGGAUUACAUCAACAAACCAAACACGUCGAGUUAGGGUACACAAAGACCGACGCGGCUCUUGAGCCUGACUUGCAAACAAGAACAGGGUUUAUAAAGAAAGAAAAUAUUGACUCAGUAGAUAAGAGCCACAAUAGGCUGCCGUCACUCGCUAGUCAUUACGACAGUGCUCGAGUUACAACCAAACCCAACUCUCGUGUCUUUACAGUCGUGGGGAGCACACCGGGUCCGAUUAGUACCUUUCAAGCAAAAGCUGGCAAUUCAAAUGGGGAAGUUGUAGGAGAGGUUGAAAUUCAUCCGACACCUGCUAGUGAGUUCGUCGUUACUCCUCCAGACACCCGAGUCACCUUGGGUGCAAACCCUCCCAGCGCAGAUCAAACAGUAACAACUGGAUCAGCUUACGAAAACGGAACACCAACUUUAUCAACAGAACUAUCGUCUGAUGAAAGCGGCUUACAACACAUUAACACUGCACGAAAUGCAACACCACUGGAUGAAAUCGCGAAGAUUGAUUAUGCACGCGUACGCGAGGAACCCGAUACGUCACAUGCAACAAAUGAAACUCUGAAUACAGGCCAUGAAUUCAAAGAUGCAGAUUCAAUUACACUGAACAGUUUGGAACACAAUUCUUUCGAUGCGGUGAAUUCGGGAAACAACGCAACAGAUGUUCAUCGGAUUGACGAGCAAGUAGACCAAAGUGGGUCUACUGAACUCGAUGAGAUACGAGCUAAUUUGACCGAGAGACUUCCCCUAAAAAGACCCAAGGAAUUGUUUCUAAACAAGUCAUCAAAGAGCCCAGAUUCCAAGCCAUGGAACCAGUUGAAAGAUUCAAGCAAUGGAAUUGUUUCAGACCCAUCUGAUUCAGAGCUUUCAUCAGCUACAAGUCCGAGCGAUGUGGUUGCCCAGCAACGGGCUCGCAUCCGAAAAAGCCUUGAGAAACUGAACGUGCCUGAUUGGUACAAGAAGUCCAAUCACUACAAGCGAGUCUUGAGCAGUGAUCAGACCCGGGAUCUCCUUGACAACCAGUCUGAUUCAGAACCUCGCAUGACAAGGAGUCCCUCAUCUUGUCUGAGCGAUUGUUGGAGCGCGACCUCAUCCGAGGAAACAACGCAUCACCGACCAGCCGUCUCGACUAAACUCGCCUUCCAAUCAGAGGCAAGAUAUCGUAGAGAUUUCCCGAAGCGAUUGUUGUACGAGCCGAUCCGUAACGCCUUCUCGUGCGCCGAACUACCGACUCAAAGUUCGAUAGGGUCGACUCAAGUUGACGCUCAGUACCCCACGAGUGUGAUUGAUGACAUUGAAAUAGACCACAGUGCACAUGACACCCUAUCGGGUCAAUCACUUAAUCAAACAUCAACAUCACUAAAUGAUGUCAACUCUGGUUCCCCUCCCAGCCAAUCAUCGCCCUCGCAUGGUCUACGCACGCGCAGUAAGUCUGAGGGGGACCAUCUCGAUCAGAUCACGUAUUUUGAUUCACUGGCUGUGAAGCGACUUGAGCGUCAUAUGUACGAUUCGAUCUUCUUCGUUACUGGUUAUAUCAACGACUCACAGGACAACUUGGACGAGAUCCAAUCGGACGGAAAUAGUCUCUUUGCCAGUGGAAGCCUUCCCGAUGAAUCCUUAGACGACAUGGAGUAUCGGAGACAAAUGUAUGAACUGAGAGAAUCCGUUCCCCUGCACUCAGUUUCCCCUGAAGUACAGCACAGACCAACAGCAACAGACAACUACAAUUUUGCGAAUGAAAAUGGUUAUAUGAACAGAGGAAUGGACACUUAUCGCGUGCCUUUCGACAGAGAUGACAAAAACAGUCAAACAGAAAGGGGAAGCAUAGAUACAUUAUCAACUUCACAACGUGGUAUGUAUGGUGAUAAUGAAGACUACAGGUCCAUAGAGGAGAAUCAGAACCAGUGGACACCAACGCCAGCGCCUCGUAGAAACAUCAUGGAGAGUCCACACGCGCAAAGUUAUUCGCUCCUCACCGAGGCACAGCAAAGCCAGGAGCUGAAACCAGACCCUCGGUACAAUCCAGACGGUAGCAGAAACGUCAAACUCUCUCCGAGGUUCGCCAUGGUUACACCGCAGAUCAAUCGCGAGGGAGAGUCACCCAGGAGCUCGCCGAGAAAUACAAGUCCUCGGAGAACGACUGUCAAGAUUAUGGUCACCGACACGUCGCUGGAGGACGAUGACAGUGGCCCGUCGACCGGACACCGCAGCGACAAUGACCUGGUCUCAGCCUCUUCCUCGGACCAGGAGACCGUAGUAGACGGCACGACGAAUUCAUGGACUCCACUAGAUCUGGAGAGAUUGAAAGAUUCCGAGUUUGCUGCCGUGUUGUCUGUAAUCACAUCGAGACACAUGAAGCCAGGAAACAGGUCCGGGCUUUAUCUUCCUGGAAGUGGUUUCAUCCCUCCUAAAGAAGUCACAAUGGAGGAGAUUGUAGAUAGUUUGUUAGGUCUGCCUUACCAGCGAGCAGCCAGCGCCGUGGAUCUCAACAGUAGUGGGUAUCGCGGGAGCAGCUCCACGUCCACACCUCUGACUUGCUCUACUCCCGAUCUUAGUUCCUCCUGGAGCCCCAGUCGAGGUAGCACUCCGGUGUCUACAUCAGACAAGAGCCACAGUGCCGACAGCCUAUACAGCGAAGAUGGUAACGUCUUGAACUCAAUCGUCAUCGGUCGGAGAAAUUAUGAGGACAGUUACCAUGACAACAGUUACGAGGAGGGAGGCAGUGACGCGAUCGGUGAGGAGAUCAUAAUGGUGAAAUGUAACUACAAGAAAUGCGCCAAAACGAAAGAACUCGCCGAAGCUCGUAAGUCGUUCAAGACUUGUCACAACUGUUACACCUACUACUGCUCCAGGCAGUGCAGAAAAAUGCACUGGCCCCGCCAUAAGAAGCGAUGUCUCUUCAGUCGAGUCAACAGUGCCUGCAAGCAUGUCAUCUACCACAGUCGAUACAAUGCGCAGCUGCAGUCGGAUCUGACGCGCGUUGCGCGUACGGGUUACCUAUCACGCGGACGCGGCUCCAUUCUGCUCAUCUUUCCGGACACGGAGUCCGCGGAGAACUACACGGAGAGAGGUUUUGACGCUCUGCCAAGCGCACCGACGUACUCGACCGUACGUGAGCUGGAAACUUCGGAUCUCUUCGGAGAUCACAUGAAGUUUCUACUUGAGAUGUGUCGCACGUACGACCCGGAGAGAAAGUUUGUGUUGAACGUUGCUAUUAUGGCAAACCCCGAACAGCAUCGCGGAAACAGGCCCAGACAAACAGAUACGGCUGUCAAAAAAUGUGCCAAGCUCAGUCUGAUACCCCCUCAUUCAGAUCCGACCUCGACAACUCUGGAUCCAGUUCCCGAUACUCUCAUCAUUACAUCUCCGUCUGGAUCGCAGGGAGACGGGGAACUCGACCGGAAAUCCAGACAGGUGUGUUUUGUGCAUAUUCAGCGUCAGCUGCGUCAGCGGGGUGUGAACCUGAGACACCAACAUGCCGAGAUUUACGACAAACUCUGCCGCUGGGUGGAAGACCAUGAGCAUUUCACACCCACCACCAUUUAUCCUCUUGAUGAGCGGACUGGCAAACGGUUUAUGUGUGUGCUGAUGCCCGAGGCGGAACCAGACGAUUUAGGGUGGAUCAACAACCCAGAACUCCUUGAAGACAUCGACCUGGAUGCAGAGCUUGAGAAACUUGAGAAUGUGGCUGGGAUGGUGGUCACUGACCUCUGAUAAUGACCUUUGACACUAGAGGUCAAAUUAUCUGUACUACAGACUUCAUCAUUAUAAUUCACAAAACUCGCUUAGAUACAGUGCACAUUAUUCAAUGACAUCGAAGCUUUUUAUACACAAUCCUAAUUCACUUUGUCUAGCAUGUUCAAUUAUUGGAUGCAGAAUUAACUGUUCAAAACAUUCCUUCUUGCCGAAUCUAGACUGAGAUGCCCCUAACAAAUACAGUUUUGAUGUGCGGCAUUUGCCGGUUGCUUAGUUCCAAAAAAAUAAAACUCACGUAGUAAUCAACUUGUCACCUCGUAUCAAGAUUGGUGAAUGGGAGAAUGAUUAUAAGCCCGGCGGCGGGGCAUUUCUUCACCAGAGGCAGUUGCACUUUGUGACGACAAAACACUUGGAUUACUGGGAUGAAUCAUAAGACUUUGAUCACCAUGGCAACAGCGGAGGAAAUUUGCCCAGUGCGUCUCAGAGGAAGCGAUCGUUCAUCAUCAAGGGACACUUCAGCCACGGACUUUUCUUGAGGGGUUGCGUUGGAUGCAGCAAAAGGAACGAGACAAGGAGACGUUGAUGACGUGCGGGAAUGCGGAUAACAAACUAUGGCAGACCAGCCUGAGGAGCAACUUUUAUCAUCAUCAUUAUCAAGACUCUUCAAAUUUGCCUGCAGGGACGAUCUUGAAGAACGCAUCACCCGAUGAAAUCCCAAGUAAGUGAGGCCUCAGUGAGCAGAUUUCUCGCCUUAACGAACCAAAAGUCUUCCUGCCAAGUACCCAAGAGAGGAUUUCGCGUCAAAGACAGUGUGAGUAACACCCAACCAUCCAAUGUCGCCCUAUCGCUACCGGACUGAAACAACUAAAUACAGUAA
Molecule: messenger RNA, 6239 nt
Organism: Patiria miniata (bat star)
Lineage: Eukaryota; Metazoa; Echinodermata; Asteroidea; Valvatida; Asterinidae
Exons: 2
Coding region: 260-5380 (1706 amino acids)
Biological process (GO): cell-cell junction organization
Cellular component (GO): apical junction complex; plasma membrane
Source: RefSeq, a predicted model, not a curated record